ACUGCACAGAUCAAUGACUAUUCUUUUACUGGUACUGAUUUCACAGUGCUGUGACUCAUCAAGUUAUGGACUCGCCCAUAGAAAGAUACAUAAAUAUAGUGUCCUCCAAGAUGAAUCGUAUAUGGCUAUGGACCAUGUGUAGCCUGCUGCCACUACCACUAGCCAGCUGCAUGCGUACACAACCACGACGUGCUCUGCCAGCCUGCGUGCUGAUGUCUACGGCCACUGCCCAGCCACCAUGGACCAACCCACCACUAUCGCACUCAUGUGACGGCACCACAAAGUGCAUGAAUUCUAAACAAACUAGUCACAAGCUGUUUGCUGGCGCCUUCUCGCAGCUCCAGAGCUCUGUUCCCCAAAGGGGGAUCUGUGUGGCAACUGAGCUGAGGAAUGCAUUAACACCAGAGUCAUAGUUACAGUCAAUAA
Molecule: messenger RNA, 426 nt
Organism: Schistocerca americana (American grasshopper)
Lineage: Eukaryota; Metazoa; Arthropoda; Insecta; Orthoptera; Acrididae
Exons: 2
Coding region: 66-413 (115 amino acids)
Source: RefSeq, a predicted model, not a curated record